GUCCGUGAGUUCAUAACCCUUUGAUGUCCGCUCAACAAUGAAAGGUCGGAACGCCCUGAAGCAAACAUACCUACAAUGUACUCCAUCUGGAACCUUUCCACCUAGCCACCUGGAGAAUGUAAGCAAAUUUUACUCCAAAUGUAUCACACGCGAAGCGACAUGUUCGCUGUGCGUGGCGCGUUUGUUUUUCCAGCGCGCAAAGAUCGAAGUCUCUUGCGAUUUCGGCGCCGCACUGACCGGAGCAGCGCUUACCGAGAAUACCUUGACGCUCGCAAACGGCACGUUCUUCCUCGGCAAGUCUGCAUGUAGAUCCAAGAUCUUCGUUCGUCAUUGUUACAAUGAGACGUUUCAGCUGAUCCGGAAGAGUGCUGCUCAGCGUAACGACGGUACGACGCCGAAAAUUGUCAUCGUAGGCACGUCCGGAAUAGGGAAAUCUGUAUUCGGCUUUUUUCUUCUGUAUCAGUUGCGGCUUGAAGGUCGAACUGUCGUGUUCGAAAGAGAGACGGUACCAAGAGCCUUCUCUUUCGAACACGACAGUUCGACCUUCAAGCCGCAACUGAUACAGAAGAAAAAAGCCGAAUACAGAUUUCCCUAUUCCGGGCGUGCCUACGAUGACAAUUUUCGGCGUCGUACCGUCGUUACGCUGAGCAGCACUCUUCCGGAUCAGCUGAAACGUCUCAUUGUAACAAUGACGAACGAAGAUCUUGGAUCUACAUGCAGACUUGCCGAGGAAGAACGUGCCGUUUGCGAGCGUCAAGGUAUUCUCGAAAAAGGAGUGUUGGGUCACAUCGAGAAGAACCACAGUCCGCGGCCGAAGGCUACGUUUCACAAGGAUGGAUGAGAAGCCGGUCAUUAUCCUUGCGUUUGCUGUGCCAGACCAGAUAUGCCAUAGGUUGGUUGGGCAUCCCCGCUGACCAUGCUUCAAGUACCGCAAGAGACUUCGAUCUUUGCGCGCUGGAAAAACAAACGCGCCACGCACAGCGAACAUGUCGCUUCGCGUGUGAUACAUUUGGAGUAAAAUUUGCUUACAUUCUCCAGGUGGCUAGGUGGAAAGGUUCCAGAUGGAGUACAUUGUAGGUAUGUUUGCUUCAGGGCGUUCCGACCUUUCAUUGUUGAGCGGACAUCAAAGGGUUAUGAACUC
Molecule: messenger RNA, 1141 nt
Organism: Ectocarpus sp. CCAP 1310/34
Lineage: Eukaryota; Phaeophyceae; Ectocarpales; Ectocarpaceae
Source: the annotation of a GenBank genome assembly